AUGGCAUCUGUAGUAUCCGAUACCAUCAAGAAAGCCGAGAACGCAGUCAUGGGUGAAGCAAAUGCAAAGCAAGCUCAGCUUGCCGAGAACAUUGUCGAGCACAACACCAAGACUCAGAUGACGACCGACUAUGGCGUCAAGAUCGAGAACACGGACGACUGGCUGAGAGUCACCAACGACGAACAAACGGGCCCUAUGCUCUUGGAGGACCCUAUUGCGAGAGAGAAGAUUCACCGAUUCGACCAUGAGAGAAUCCCCGAGAGAGUCGUCCAUGCCAGAGGUGCCGGCGCCUUUGGUACUUUCCGCCUCUUCGAGAGCGCUUCAGAUGUCACCAACGCCGGUGUCUUGACCGAUACCUCGCGUGAGACUCCUGUAUUCCUUCGUUUCUCCACUGUCCUCGGUAGCCGUGGCAGUGCCGACACUGUCCGCGAUGUUCGAGGUUUCGCCAUCAAGUUCUACACCAAGGAGGGUAACUGGGAUAUGGUUGGAAAUAAUAUCCCCGUCUUCUUCAUCCAGGACGCCAUGAAGUUCCCCGACGUCAUUCAUGCUGGCAAGCCCGAGCCCCAACUCGAGUUCCCCCAGGCGCAGUCUGCCCACAACAACUUCUGGGAUUUCCAGUACCUGCACACUGAGGCUACUCACAUGUUCAUGUGGGCCAUGUCCGACCGUACCAUCCCUAGAUCCUACAGAAUGAUGCAGGGUUUCGGUGUCAACACCUACACCCUUACCAACGACCAGGGCGAGCGCCACUUUGUCAAGUUCCACUUCACUCCCGAGCUUGGUGUCCACUCUCUCGUGUGGGACGAGGCUCUCAAGCUGGCCGGACAGGACCCUGACUUCCACCGCAAGGAUCUCGCGGAGGCUAUCGAUGCCGGCGCCUUCCCCAAGUGGAAGUUUGGUAUUCAGGUUCUCCCCGAGUCCAGGGAGCAUGAGUUUGACUUUGACAUCCUUGACGCCACCAAGGUCUGGCCCGAAGAGCUUGUCCCUGUCCGUUACAUCGGAGAGCUUGAGCUCAACAGGAACCCCGACGAGUACUUCCCUCAGACCGAACAAGUUGCUUUUUGCACCAGCCAUGUCGUGCCCGGCAUCGGCUUUUCUGAUGACCCUCUUCUUCAGGGUCGUAACUUUUCUUACUUUGAUACCCAAAUUUCCCGUCUCGGCAUCAACUGGGAGGAAUUGCCCAUUAACAAGCCUGUCUGCCCUGUCAUGAACUUCAACCGCGACGGUGCCAUGCGCCACACCAUUAACAAGGGCAUUAACUACUGGCCCAACCGCUUCGAGGCUACUCCUCCCGCGAACCACUCCAAGGCCGCUGGUGCCUACGUCGAAUUCGCUCAAAAGGUCGAGGGCAUGAAGAAGCGAACCAAGAGCGCCAAGUUCAAGGAGCACUUCGCCCAGGCACAGCUCUUCUUCAACAGUUUGUCUCCUGUUGAGAAGGCUCACGUUAUCAGCGCCUUCUCUUUCGAGUUGGACCACUGCGAGGAUGAGAUCGUCUAUGAGCGCAUGUCUCAGCGUCUUGCCGAUAUUGACCUCGGCUUGGCCCAGACCGUCGCUGACCUUGUUGGUGGUAAGGCUCCCGAAAAGGCUGGCAAGCAGAACCACGGCAAGACUGCCAAGGGUCUCAGCCAGUUUGACUUCAUGCCCGAGACUCCGACCAUCAAGUCGCGUCGUGUCGCUAUCAUCAUUGCUGAUGGCUACGACUCUGCUGCCUACACCACCGUGAGAGCGGCUGUUGGUGCUGCCAUGGCUGUGCCUAUCAUCAUUGGAACUCGGAGGUCGGAGAUCUUCCCUGCAGGUGCGUCCAAGACGCCUGGCCAGGGUAUCAAGCCCGACCACCACCUCGAGGGCUUCAGAUCUACCAUGGUCGAUGCCAUCUUCAUCCCCGGCGGAGCCGACUCUAUCAAGACCUUGUCCAAGAACGGCCGUGCUCUGCACUGGGUCCGUGAGGCCUUUGGUCAUCUUAAGGCUAUUGCCGCUACUGGAGAGGCUGUCGACUUUGUCAACACUGCUAUCAACCUUCCCAGCGUCUCUGUGUCUAGCGACAGCAACGUUGAGGAGAGCUACGGUGUUGUGACGAUGAAGACUGUUCGCCCUGAGAGUUUGAAGGAGACUGUCGACAUUGUCAAGAACGGCACGGGAUUCCUGGAGAAGUUCUUCUACACCAUCUCGCAGCACCGUGUCUGGCAGCGUGAGUUGGAUGAGCUGAACACCCAGCUGGCUUACUAG
Messenger RNA from Colletotrichum truncatum, 2226 nucleotides. Its product is annotated as catalase 1. Gene Ontology annotation, molecular function: catalase activity; heme binding. Gene Ontology annotation, cellular component: cytosol. The record is from RefSeq and is a predicted model, not a curated record. Gene Ontology annotation, biological process: hydrogen peroxide catabolic process; response to oxidative stress. NCBI's taxonomy places the organism in Eukaryota, Fungi, Ascomycota, Sordariomycetes, Glomerellales, Glomerellaceae.